This is a messenger RNA of Entelurus aequoreus (snake pipefish), 990 nucleotides long. RefSeq names its product mitochondrial dynamics protein MID51-like. The transcript has 2 exons. Gene Ontology annotation, cellular component: mitochondrial outer membrane. NCBI's taxonomy places the organism in Eukaryota, Metazoa, Chordata, Actinopteri, Syngnathiformes, Syngnathidae. Bases 67 to 678 code for a protein of 203 amino acids. Gene Ontology annotation, biological process: positive regulation of mitochondrial fission; mitochondrion organization. The record is from RefSeq and is a predicted model, not a curated record.
UUAGUGGUGUGAUGUUUCUGCAGGUACCUGGUGGGCGGCUACUUGUCAGCAGAGGCUGUCGUCAACAUGUUCAGCAAGGUCGUCAUGGAAACGAUGAACUGGCCGUCCGUCAGCAGCACUUUGGACUGUCUGGUCGGACCGGUGCCGGGAGGACCGGGCCUGAGACUGGAGAUUCGGCCCACAAGUGAACGCAGCGCGAGUGACGAGACGCUCUUCAUCACGGUGCUGCCGGUCCUGAGGGAGGCCGACGUGGUCCUGACGGCCCAGCCCGAGCUCACGUCUCCCUGGCACCACGCCUGGCACCUCUCCCUCUACCCCUGGGAGACGCGGCGCCUGGCCCAGCUGGACGCCGCCGACGACGGCCGCCGCCGGACCGCGCUCAAGUUGCUCAAGGCGGUGUGUCGCCUCAACCCCGCCCUGCGCCCGCUGGGCUCCGCCCCCCUGGCCAACCUGGUCCUGCACCUGAGCGAGCGCGAGGGCGACUGGAGCGAGCCCAGUCUGCACCUUCGCUUCCGGCAGUGCGUGGCCGAGCUGAUCGGCCACCUGGAGCAGGAAGUCCUGCUCAGCUACUUCAAGCCCGCCGUCAACUUGCUGAGCGGCCUGACGGAGGAGCAGGUGGACCAGAUGGGCUUCAUGUUGUACUGCGCCGCCUCCCAGCCUGAAAUCCUGCUCAUGUGACACCUUAGCGACAUGCUCCACUUCACCGUGCCAACCAUCAGGGUGCCUCAGAAUGUGCCUGAUUGGAAAAAACAAUAAACAAAAAAACACUUCAACUCAUGGGGGUUAGUUUUGUACACAUUUGCAACUGUUCCUGAUUGCGUUGCUACGGUUACGCGUUUAGCAUACAGGAAGUAAAGUGUGCUCAAUCUCGGUGUUACUUAUCUUCAUGCAAGUGUCCUCAUUUUAGCCAAGUAUCUUUUUAAAACGGAGUGAAUGUUGCAGAUGUCCUUGAUGAGAGAAAGAUGUCAGUGAAAAUGACAAAUGACAAUA